AAAAUAUAAAAUAUAGAAAGCUGUAUAAGAUAAUUUAAACCAUGUGAUGUGUGGGAUCUGGUGUUAAAGCCAUUGUUCAAAAUAAUGUAAUGACAAGCAAUUUCCUGCCAAAAGGCAACAUGUGGUUUUUGGAGGUUUGUUUUAAUAUUUUAUUUCUUUUUGAAAUUGUUUUUAAAUUCAGGUGUGUUUCCCAGAUGUCAAGUUGCGGUGAUGGUCCCAAGAUGCAGAAGAGAAGUUGUAAUUCCACGACAAUCUGUGACAGUCAGCUGUCCUGUCGUACACUGUGGAAAGUCACUGAAGAUAAUCUGGUGCAAACUUUCGAACACUGGCAGAUGUCAACAAAUAGGAAACACAGAGAAUGUGAAAAUAUGGCAGCGCACCUGUCACAAGGAUAGACUCUUAUCUUACCUAACUUUCAAACAGAUUUCUGUAUGUGAUGGUGGCCUGUACAGAUGUGAAAUACGUGGAUUGGCAAAUGGUGAAUCACAUAUCAGUAACUACAUCAACAUCUCAGUUCCAGGUGUGUUUCCCAGAUGUGAAGUUGCGACGAUGGUCCAAAGAGGCACUACAGUCGUAACAAUCCCACAACAAUCUGUGACAGUCAGCUGUCCUGUCGUUCACUGUGGAAAGUCUCUGAUUGUAACCUGGUGUAAACUUUCUAACACCGGCAGAUGUCAACAAAUAGGAAACACAGAGAACGUGGAAAUACAACAGGACAGCCAUCUCAAGGAUAAACUCAUCUCUAAUCUAACUUUCAAACAGAUUUCUGCAGGUGAUGAUGGCCUGUACAGAUGUGAAUUGCAUGGAUUGGCAAAUGGUGAAUCACGUGUCAGUCACCACAUCAACAUCUCAGUUUCAGCUGCAUCACUGAGCCAAGCUGUUGAUGAGUCUGCUUCCUGGCAUCCCUACUUCUAUAUCUGCGGAGGCGUCGCUGUUUUGGUCUUCACAUUAACAGCAUUAACUCUGCAACAGUUUUACCGCCGUAAACAACCGACCUACAAGCCAACAAAGAAACAGGACAAGUACAUUCUGAAUGACAUCUGCUCUCCGAGUGCUGCACAGACACCACCUCCCCUGAUCACUGAUGGGAAGCAGCCUUUAGAGAGCACAGCUAAUGAACAUCCAGAGUCUGCUGUCAUCAACCAUGCACAGUCUGAGAUUUCUGCCAGCAAACAGCAUGUUGCGACUGAACAAGAUAAAGACCCACAGUAUGCUGCAAUCAUUGUUUCCUGAACCUUUAGGACGAGUACGUUCUGAAUCAAAUCUACUCUCCAUGUGCUGCACGGACACCACAUGAUCACUGAUGGGAACCAGCCUUUAGAGAGCACAGCUGAUAUAUAGAUAGAUGGAUAGAUAG
Solea senegalensis (Senegalese sole) is the source of this 1357-nucleotide messenger RNA. RefSeq lists its product as uncharacterized. Gene Ontology annotation, molecular function: signaling receptor activity. The transcript is spliced from 5 exons. The record is from RefSeq and is a predicted model, not a curated record. Gene Ontology annotation, biological process: immune response-regulating cell surface receptor signaling pathway. NCBI's taxonomy places the organism in Eukaryota, Metazoa, Chordata, Actinopteri, Pleuronectiformes, Soleidae. The coding region runs from base 211 to 1233 and encodes 340 amino acids. Gene Ontology annotation, cellular component: plasma membrane.